Molecule: messenger RNA, 333 nt
Organism: Necator americanus (New World hookworm)
Lineage: Eukaryota; Metazoa; Nematoda; Chromadorea; Rhabditida; Ancylostomatidae
Exons: 4
Coding region: 1-333 (110 amino acids)
Cellular component (GO): mitochondrial matrix
Molecular function (GO): protein-folding chaperone binding; protein folding chaperone; ATP binding
Source: RefSeq, a predicted model, not a curated record
AUGUUUCUUACGGCAGUUCGACGUGCUAUCACUAGUGACAUCCUAAAAUCCUUCAAACCGUUACAUGAUCGCGUUUUGGUUGAGAGGCUGGCUGCUGAGACAAAAACAAAAGGUGGAAUCAUGCUUCCAGAGAAAUCUCAAGGCAAAGUUCUCGAAGCUACGGUAAUAUCAGUGGGCCCCGGUGGUCGAAAUGAAAAAGGGGAAAUCAUCCCGAUGUCUGUAAAAGCCGGCGAUCACGUACUUCUCCCUGAAUAUGGCGGUACUAAGGUUGUUGUGGAUGAGAAGGAGUACUCGAUCUUCCGAGAGCAAGAUUUGCUCGGAGUUUUUCAUUGA